Messenger RNA from Lachancea dasiensis, 360 nucleotides. NCBI's taxonomy places the organism in Eukaryota, Fungi, Ascomycota, Saccharomycetes, Saccharomycetales, Saccharomycetaceae. The record is from the annotation of a GenBank genome assembly.
AUGAGCGAUCGUCCGCUAAGUUAUGAUGAGCUAGUCGAUCACAUUGUUAACGGCAAAGCAGUACCCAACAUUUUGCACAUCCCCAAUGUCACAUUAGAUGCUUCCCUUAGUAAAGAUGCAAGUAUGAAGCCACGAGCUAAACCUUGGGAAGAAGGGAAGAAACUUGAUUUGGAAGUCGAUAACGGACCUUCCGAAGACAUCCCUUCUGUACCUGAAGUAGUAGAGGAAGAACAAGUCUCAAGAGCCGCCAGCUCGGAACAUAUAUCGCAACUGUAUUCAUUGGAUACUGAGUUCGAAUUACAAUUGGAACAAUUUUUGGGGGGCAUAGAUGAGAGUAUAGGGCCUGGCAAAUCGGUCUAA